Monosiga brevicollis MX1 is the source of this 1218-nucleotide messenger RNA. RefSeq lists its product as uncharacterized. The record is from RefSeq and is a predicted model, not a curated record. The coding region runs from base 1 to 1218 and encodes 405 amino acids. Gene Ontology annotation, cellular component: endoplasmic reticulum chaperone complex. NCBI's taxonomy places the organism in Eukaryota, Choanoflagellata, Craspedida, Salpingoecidae. Gene Ontology annotation, biological process: cellular response to hypoxia; negative regulation of hypoxia-induced intrinsic apoptotic signaling pathway; endoplasmic reticulum unfolded protein response. The transcript is spliced from 8 exons. Gene Ontology annotation, molecular function: ATP-dependent protein folding chaperone; ATP binding.
AUGAUGUGGCGCGCUGCCAUGGUCGCCGCCAUGGUGCUGCUGCUCAGUGCCGUGCAGCCAGCUGAAGCUGGCAUUGCCACAGUGGCCAUUGAUUUUGGCAGUGAGUGGAUCAAGAUGGCUCUUGUCAAGCCGGGCACGCCCAUGGACAUUGUCCUCAAUCGCCCUCUUUCUCACGACAAAUUGCGCGUUCUCACCGUGCGCAGUGAGAGCAAGCGCAAAACAGCCAACGUGGUCGCGCUUCGCAAAGGCGAGCGGACUUUUGGCAAUGAUGCCCUGAACACGGCCAUCAAGUAUCCCAAGACCGGGUUUCGCUACCUCUCUCUCCUGCUGGGCCAGCGUAUGGAUAGCCCCGCCGUGAAGGAAUACCAACUCAUGUUUCCCGAGCAUAAGCUCGAAGCUCUUCCGGGCCACAAUACCGUGGCUUUCCGUCUGGAUGAGGACACGUUGUAUCCCGUUGAAGAGCUUGUGGCUAUGAUUCUUGAACAUGCCAAUGAAUUGGCUUCCGAGUAUGCUGAGCAACCCAUCAGCUCCCACAUCAUCAUCAUUCCGCCCUUCUUCUCUCAGGCUGAACGCCGUGCCCUGUUGUCCGCUGCCGAGUUGGCAGGCUUGAAUGUCCUGCGCCUCAUGUCAUCAAGCGUUGCAACUGGACUGAACUACGGCGUGUUCCGCCGCAAGGAGUUUAAUGCUACUGAACAGCACAUUCUGUUCUAUGAUAUCGGCUCAACCAACACCAUUGCCUCUGUGGGCACCUUCAGCCAAGUGAAGGAUAAGUCGUCCAAGGUUCCGCAAGUUCAGAUCAAGGGCGUCGGUUAUGACCGACUCCUCGGUGGCUUUCAAUGGGACCGACUCUUGCAGCAGCAUCUGCUCAAGGCCUUCCGCGCCCAGCAUGGCAGCAAGCUCAAGGGUGACCCCGGUGCCAACCCCCGUGCACUUGCCAAGCUUCUCAAAGAAGCACAGCGCGUCAAGACGAUUCUUUCGGCCAACACUGAAACGUUUGCUCAGAUCGAGGGCUUGUUUGAGGAGCGGGAUUUUAAGUGCAAGGUCACUCGCGACGAGCUUGAGGCUAUGGCUGCGCACUUGUACCCACGUGUGCUCAAGCCGGUCGAGACGGCAUUGGCAGCAGCCAACUUGACGCUGGAUCAGCUGACCAACCUUAUCAUCAUCGGCGGUGGCGUCCGUAUGCCCAAAAUUCAGGACAUUCUGGUGGCUUUACGAUGA